Messenger RNA from Cercospora beticola, 1474 nucleotides. RefSeq lists its product as uncharacterized. The record is from RefSeq and is a predicted model, not a curated record. Lineage: Eukaryota; Fungi; Ascomycota; Dothideomycetes; Mycosphaerellales; Mycosphaerellaceae.
CUCCACCGUCCAAUUUGCCUGCUCAUCUGCUGUCAUCACCACCGCGAAGGCUAUCGAACAUCGGCGAAUAAUACCACUCCCGCCCCCGGCCGCUGCUACGCCGCACCUCUCACACUCUCCAUUCCGCCAGUCUCCUCCACAACACCUGCUCCACCCCCAGCACACCGCUGUCGGACUGUCGGGCUGCUCGAGACCGCGACACAACCCACUCGCCGCCGUCAGCGCCGCAUUGAGCCCGCCAUGAAGCGCCAAACGCCCGUCGCUCACCUGCUCUAUGCCUACCUGUUCCCACACCCGACUCCGAGCGACCCGCCUUCAUUCUCGGCACAUCUGGCUAGAAACCUGGUGCCCGAAGUGCGCAUAGAAGUCGCCACCUUCUACGGUGACCUCAACUCGGCCGAAGCUCGCUACCCUGGCCUCAACUACUGUCAUCCACCCCAUCGAAUGCGUCUCGGCCGCUUCAAGCACCACAAGCGCUUAUUCGAGGCCUUUGACAACCUCGGUCUGACGUACGGCGAGAUUCAAGACUUUUGCUGUUGGGAAGGCACGAAGUGGGCCCGCGAACGCUACGAGAAGGAUGAGGGCGUCAAAGUCAUCGACACUACCGGGGACGAGAUUGGGCCAUGGGUGGACCGCAGAGAAAUGGCAUCUGCCGACGACAGGAGAAACUCCAUAACGCGUAAGACGGACAUUUCAAUCGUUGUCGAAGAUGCCGAAACGAGUCGUAAUCGACAACCCACCAUCAACGAGGAUGAUGACGAGGAUAUGGAAGAUGACAACGGCUCAGAUGCGGACGAGCACGAGACUGCUGACGCAGAGACGGAGACUGAGCGGGAAUCGCCUUCGGAAGCAGCAGCCCGGGAACAGCACGUAGCAGAACUCGAGCGCCGCCGCGAUCACGCCCUGGAACAAAGCUUCAACCAACGCAUCAUCGCUGCUUGGGAGCAAGGACAGAGCCUGCCGCCAGAGCUCGAACAAUACCUGAAAGAGCAGUCUGAGCGCGGUAACCAUCCCGAACUGAGUCGUCUGUUGGCUCGUCGACGCUCCUCACGGACAUACUCAGUUCCAGACAACAAUGCUCUGGUCGCCAACCAGGCAUCCCGAGCAGCUGCGUAAUAAACACAGUUACCAUGACGACUCUAUCGCGAUGAGCGAUACGACAAUGAUACCAACCAGCAUGAAGCGUGAAGGAGAUGAGGACGUUUGGCAGAAUUAAUGCAUAUGAGAGGAGGCGUUGUUUUUACAUCAUGGAGCGACUACCACCAAAGCGAGGCAGCAGGGAUAUUUGCACAGUGAAGCUCGCUGCAAACUUCUUUAGCAUGGCGUUCAACGAGUUUUAUGGGCAUUGCGUGGAGUAAGGAAUUACAAAGAGCCUGAUCAGGAUCAAGCUCUUUUCUCGGUAGGCCAGGUUUUGGCCGAUUUUAUCUGAUUUUGUAUGCAUCAACAUUAGCAAUGCUAUGAUAUAUCAAUCUCC